AUGUAUGUGAAAUGGUUUGAUACAGUAAUUUUUUACUAUGUUAUUUUAGUGAAUUUAGUGAAUGUCACUUUUUGUCAUUUUCAAAUUUCCCGCUGUUCCGUCCCCGUACAUCCCAACGUCGCAGGGGACGGAACCCAGAAGACAGAUGAAAGCAUCCGCUGGAGGACAUUACAGGGGACACUGCAGGAGGGACAUUGUGGGAGCGCAGGACAAGGUAAGAGAAGAACAGAUCCCGGAGCAGUGCCGCAUGGUAAGCCCAAGUAUAGCUCGGGGUUACCGCUUGUGCUACACUCGGGAAUACCGCCAGGGAGGCUACGC
This is a messenger RNA of Staurois parvus, 318 nucleotides long. The record is from the annotation of a GenBank genome assembly. NCBI's taxonomy places the organism in Eukaryota, Metazoa, Chordata, Amphibia, Anura, Ranidae.